This is a messenger RNA of Paramacrobiotus metropolitanus, 2136 nucleotides long. Its product is annotated as prostatic acid phosphatase-like. The record is from RefSeq and is a predicted model, not a curated record. Gene Ontology annotation, biological process: dephosphorylation. Gene Ontology annotation, molecular function: phosphatase activity. The coding region runs from base 185 to 1825 and encodes 546 amino acids. NCBI's taxonomy places the organism in Eukaryota, Metazoa, Tardigrada, Eutardigrada, Parachela, Macrobiotidae. The transcript has 8 exons.
AAAAUCUGUACCCAGCAAGGAUUUCAAGUGGAUGAUACUUGAAAACAGUUGCUUUGCAUGGAAGUCGUUCACUCCGAUUCGACUUGCGGAUUAUCGAACCCUGUCAUCCUUUCACGCCGGUAUUCUGGUUUCCGGCCCGAAGAACCUGAGUUUCGUAAUAUAAGAAGAAGAACCUUCCGACGUGAUGUACGCUGUAGUGUGUUUCUUGGUGUUGGCGGCGGUCAAGUGGGCAGCGUGCCAAAACACCGAUCAGUAUAACCAGUAUACUCAGAGCUUGUUUCCGGAUGGUAGCAGCGGCGGUACCUACGCUCCGUACAUAGAGACUACAGCAUAUUCCAGUGCCAGCUAUUCCGAUUAUACUGUCCCAACUACUGGUGUGAAUGUUGCUGAUGUGGAGCGCGCGGAUGUGAGGAUACAGAAUGAUUCGUUGCCUAUAUCAAACACUGAAGCGUCCGUUAGCCUGGAUGAGCUAUUACUUGUACAAGUGGUUCAUCGCCAUGGAGAGCGCACAUCCCUCUUCCAAAUUCCCACCGCCGGCGAGGUACAACGCCAGAACAGUCCCUCCAUCGAAGCCCAGCUGACCUCCAACGGGAUCCGACAAAUGUACGAAUACGGACAAUUUAUCCGCACCCGAUACCACGCUUUCUUCGAGGACGGGGAGCGCGCAUCCAGUCAACGUAUUAAAGUGAUUUCCUCAGCCACCGAUCGGACGAUUAAGAGCGCCCAGGCCCUCAUCGCCGGGCUGUUGCCGCCUAACGGUACGCGGCGCCAAUGGAAUACUCCGCUGGGAGAAUACUGGAAUCCAUUUCCGGUGUACACGCGACCGCGCCAUCAUGAUGCGCUACUGCUGAACUACGACAUGGACUGUCCGGAAUUUGCUAAGUUGCGCAACAGUAUUGGGGAAUUGCCGGCCGCUAAAUUACUGCAGAAUGAAUUGCAGGGAUUUAAGGAAAAUGUGAUCAAAGCAACCGAUGUCAUGGAAUACAACUUUUUCGAAACCACUACUCGCAUCCACGACGCGUUGCUGCAUCAACAGCGUUACGCCAACGAUAGCAGUUACCCGAAAUGGAUGAAUCAAAGCCUGUACGACACCAUGGACCGCAUUGUCAAUAUGCGAAUGCACUUGAUUGCCGGCGGAAACCGGGAUCGGGUACGGACUCGCUUCCGCGUGGGACAUUUGCUUAAAGAGAUCGUCGACCGAAUGAACACGGCCGGCCAAGCGUAUAAAACUGGGAAGUCGAACGAGCUGAAGAUGGUUCUUUAUUCUGGUCACGACGAAAACGUUGCUGGGAUUUUGGCGGCGUUGGAUUUGUUCAAUUAUACAGUGGCUGGACCCAACUUCGGCGUCCCAAAAUUUACGGCUUCCAUCAUUUUUGAAUACUUCCGGAAUAAUACAGUGAGGGUUCUUUUCAAAAACGAUCCCGACAACAUGGCCGCCGACCCGAAAAUUCUCGAUCCGCCGCACUGCGGUAUCUACUGUCCAUUAGAUGCAUUCACCGACCAGAUUCGUGACCUUGAUGGUUGGGAGAAGCGGAGUGGAAAGAAGAAUGCGGGCUGCGUUAUUGGCCUUCCGGAAUCCAUCAUCAUUGCCGGUGUACUGGUGGCUUUCUGCCUCCUUCUUUUAGUGGCGGCGAUUGUUGGUGUGUGCCAUUGGAGGAUGCGACGCGUGACCUAUCACCAGGCCUCACCGGUAUUUGCCCAACCCCUGCGCAGUUCAGCACCCAAAGACGUGGAGAAUGCUCCGCCGUCCCCGUUGGUGUAUGUGCGUCCCAGUCAAAAGCUGCUGAAUGCGGUGGAAAAUGGUGUGCAUGAUUCACGGUUGUGAACAGCAUUGGUCCUGUAGCUUUAAAAUGCAUGGCUGAUAAUUACUCAAAGAACCUUAAAAAUACUUAACGAAGGACACCAACGCAGUAAGCGCAAGGUAUACGCUAGAAAUGACUAACGCCCAAGAAGAUGCCCAUUACCAAGCGGAAUGAUUUAAAUUUUCUGUAUCUAAUAAUAUUUGAAAUUUAUUUAUUGUGCAAUCUGGUUUGGGCAACCUUCGACCGCUAUAUGUAGGCAAUGUUUAAUAAUAAUGCAGGUCGGUUUCUGUCACAAAUCGACACAUAUUGUUAUGGUUUUCAAACCGUUUUCCCG